GCUUCAUACUACUGGUGUGAUACUACGCGGCUCUCUCCAAUUCAAAUUGUCCUCUGCCAGACUAGCAACCUGCGGCACUUGUGACGACCUGACAGACCUCGCACGAUCGACAUCAUCUCAGGCCGUCAUGGCACAUCCAGGCUCAUGGCCCACCGAUCCAUGUACCGAGUCCGAUUAUGAUGACGACGAUGAUCUCGAUGAAUUCCAACUUGAUGAACCUAUGCUCAGUUAUGAGGAUGACUUAGCCUGUGUCGGUCUUGGUGGACCGUCAACGCCCCAGACUAACGGAAUUCCAAGCGGCGUGGAACCCAGCAGUAUAUACUUCCGCCGCGACGGAAACCAUUUGUUCUUCAACGGCAUGGGUCGCAGUUCGUUGGAAACGGACAUGGCUACCAAACCUUCCAAGCCUUCCAAGCCUUCCAAGAAGAAAGCAAGGACAUCUCUCAAGCGUCACCCUGUCUUCCCGCAAAUGAUGAUCCCGGUCCGCAUGCAAGCUGGUAACAAGGGUGCCGUCAAGAAAGGAACGGUCCCAUCAAACAAGUCUGAGCUUGUGCCUGUCAUGUCAGUCGAAUGUCCUAUCCCAGGCGGAAGUACAACUACCGUGACGGUUGACCCGGUGCAAAAUGUCAGCUGGGGACCAAUCACGAGGGUUGAGGCAAGUAAAGAAGCGAGAGACCUUGUCAAGCAAUACUUAGCCGGCAGUGAAGAUUCUGGCGACGAGAACGACAACAGGAUGGAUCAGGAGUCCAAAGCCCAAUCUCUCAAGCACACUCCAACUCCUGUUCUCGCAACUGAGCAGCUUGGAGGUGAAGAUGAAUCAGCUACAACGACUAGCUCGCACGUCGGGACUGACAGCAGCAACUUGACUAUGCGCAUUCCUCGCCCACCGCCACCUAGUCCACCAGAGUCCAUAUUUCGAGCUGCAAUGUCCAUGCCGACCCUUCCAGUCCUCAAUCGCAUCUCCGAUGUCGCCCUCGUCGAGCAGUACCGUGUUCAGCGUGCUGCCGACCCGCAAGCUUUUGACAAGGAGAACCGUGCCAUCAAACAAGGACUCAUGGAUGCAAAAGUCGCAAGAGGAGGCAGAGCAAAGUUGCUAAAGAACGAGUACACCGUGGAGUUGGCGAGCAGAGAAGAUGCUACGACUGCGGAGAAGUGGUCUUCGGCAAACAUCGUCAAGAUGAGAUCUCGAGGCAAUACUUUGACCGCCCCUUCCACCACCGAGGGCACACUUACAGCUUCUGCUAUGGAGGCUCUCCAGAUUCGGGGUGGGGAGUCACAACCUAAUAGGCAGGCAACCCAAGUCAGCGGUGCCGACAACAUUGCCCAAUCGGCGUCAUGCUGGACUGGACACGUCGAAGUUCCAGACGCAAGAGGCAUCGCAGCUGAGAAACUCAAACACGAGAAUGUCAAGGUCAAGCCAUCCAAGUUGUCACCUCGCCAACUCAAAGCCCGCCUCCGCUCUCUCGACCUUGCGUCGCACGUCGCCAAAGCCACCAGCUACGGCUCGAUCCGUCAUCAACAUUCAGAGCAACGCGAGAUUGGCGAUCAUGGCGAGAAGCGCACUGUCAAGACGUGGAUCGAAAUCACACAGGUGUAUGAGGUUCCUGCUCCCCAAACGCUCAGCUUGACCGACAUUGUCGCCGCAGUCGAGAUGGAAAGCGAUGUCAAAGAGGAGAGCAACAGCGAUGGUGAAGCAAGUGUCAAGAACGACAAGAAAACCAAGGACAUGAAGGACAUGAAGGCUAAGGCCAAGGCCAAGGCCAGACGUGGCAAAGCAACACGCAAGAAUUCCGUGACCGACACCGUCACUUCCGACGACGACAGCGACGCCGAGAACGAAUCCACCCCCAAUGAAGGCGAAGAAGAAGUUCUGCAACCCGAGACACAACCCGAGUACUUGCUCCGCGCACUCACGCACUUCGGCGAAGAUAUCAAUCCGACUCGCUUGACCGAGAUGGCCGACGGUCUUAGACGGAUAGUGGCGGAUUUGCGUAACAGCGGUUCUCUCAGAGAGGAUGAGGAGUAACGUUGAGUCAGUGGAUUGCUUCAACUAUCUACUUCUCUGAAGCAUUAGUCAUGUUUUGCCAUGCUCGAGGUGCUAAAAAAUCAUGAAGGAGAAAAGACGAGACAAGAAUGAUGCGGGCGCUUGGUUCAGCUGUGACUGAUAUCGUACUGAGAGGUGCUGUCCUGGGCUCAUACGUGCUGAGCAAUGGGCUGGAACAAGCGGUGCCUUACUAUGGGCUUAUGCUGGCCAACAGGGGUGGAGCUGGUGCAAUUUCGUCGAGCUGGAGUCUUCAAGGACUGGGAAAUGGGAAAGAGUGCCCCAAUGUGAGUGAUAUUGGAGCUGAAUCAGGCGUGUUGAUGGCAUCAAGGGCUUUCAGACGUUCAUCUUGAAGUGGUUUGCUGUACGUAAUUCUAAUCGGCGAGUGCCUUGAACGGCG
This is a messenger RNA of Exophiala xenobiotica, 2441 nucleotides long. RefSeq lists its product as uncharacterized. The record is from RefSeq and is a predicted model, not a curated record. The coding region runs from base 128 to 2026 and encodes 632 amino acids. NCBI's taxonomy places the organism in Eukaryota, Fungi, Ascomycota, Eurotiomycetes, Chaetothyriales, Herpotrichiellaceae. The transcript is spliced from 3 exons.